ACUUGAAAAACAAGAAAACAAGAUUUUCUUACUUUGUUACUCUCCAGAGCAGAAGAGAAAAAUGAAAGGAAAAUGAAUGUUGAGUAAAAGGAUUUAAUAUUUGCUGCACUUAAGUCUAUAAUUGCACAAGAAAUCCAGAUAGAGAUUUUUCCAACUAGCUUGGGUUGUAUAGUGAAAUAUGCCAGAAAUAUACGGAGACGGCAGGGAGAUCUACAUGACAAACUACUAAAGCCCACAUGUGAUGUGGAUUUAAAGCAACAAUAUUCUAUUGACUUACACUGAAUUGUUUGAAUUCAACAAUAUUUUUGAAAGGCCAAGUAUACAGCUGGCCUGUAAAUAAGCCGUUUAUUACAGUAUCAUUGAGAAAACUGAAAAUACUACUGAAAGCCACACAGACUAGCAACAGUGAGCUUUGCUAAAUUAGGUUUAGGUCACACCUAUUGUAAUCUUGCGCAUAUUUACUUUAAAAUAGAUCCGACUGAAUUAAAUGGCAAUGAGGGAUUUCUUAAUUCGUAUGCCCAAACCUACAGGCCUAUAAGGAAGAAUGACCACAGCCAGCAAAGAAGGCAUUUCUGUUGGCCAUUCGAACCAAUUGGUUGUUUUACGUACAACAAGAUGUACAGAAAGCGAUCAGUUUAAAUGUCUCACAAGGCAUUUUUCUUUGAAUUUAGAUCAGCCCGUAAACCUCAAGACGAACAACCCCGAAACUGGAAGAAGAGCGCGGGUGGUUCCCCUGACUCCAAAACGCCCCGUUUUUCAUUGGGCGAUGGAAAUUUUUUUUUUUCGUUUUAAAUGCGAGUUGGGGAGCCUCAGAGCGAAAUACAAAGGCGAGGCCAGAUCGGCAGAAACACCAAAUUUGUGCAGCUGACCGCCAUCGCCGUUCCCAAGACACCUUUCAAAACACGGAUCUAUAAUUCGAUUAAGGGAAUCUGGGCCAAUGAGGAUUCGUCACAUUUCUUUAAAAAAAAAAUCGGAAGAUCCGAUUUUAUAGGCGGCGGCUCCUCCCCACCCCACAUCGGGCCUAACUUGCCCUGCAGGUGGCGGAAACCGGAACCAUUUGGACCCGGAACUGGUCGAAAGAGGGAACGAAGAAGCGGCGGUAGGAGACUCUUUUUUUGUCCUCCGCCGCAGGUCACGGCUCCUUCUUCCGCUGCCCCCUCCCGCGGCGGAGCCCGGUGCGGCUGCAGCAUGGCGGACACGACCUCCCAGGUGCUGCUGGGCUCCGGCCUCACGGUGCUCUCGCAGCCGCUUAUGUACGUGAAGGUGCUAGUGCAGAUGGGAUAUGAACCCCUCCCUCCAACUCUGGGAAGAAAUAUUUUUGGUCGGCAAGUCUAUCAACUGCCUGGUCUCUUUGCUUAUGCAAAACACAUUAUGAAGAUUGAUGGGAGGGCUGGACUCUUCAAAGGUUUGGCUCCUAGACUCUGCUCAGGAGCCAUUGGCACUGUAGUACACAGUAAAGUUUUACAGCAAUGCCAGAAUGCUGACCAAAGUGAGGAAUUAGGGAAUACUUGCAAAGAAUCUGGAUCCUCUCUGGAUCAAGUCAUUAAGGAGACCUCUCAAGAGAUGAUUGCACGUUCUGCUGCUACACUAGUCACCCACCCAUUUCAUGUGAUCACCUUGAGGUGUAUGGUGCAAUUCAUUGGCAGAGAGACUAAGUACAGCGGAGUGUUUAGCUCUUUCGUCACCAUUUACCAGGAAGAGGGCAUCUUUGGAUUUUUUGCGGGCCUGAUUCCUCGCCUUCUUGGAGACAUCCUGUCCUUGUGGCUUUGUAAUAUACUGGCCUACCUCAUCAAUACUUAUGCACUGGAGAAUGGGGUCUCCACCAUGACUGAGAUGAAGGGUUACUCUCAGGCUGUCACUGGAUUCUUUACCAGUAUGCUAACCUACCCCUUCGUACUUGUUUCAAACCUGAUGGCCGUUAAUAGCUGUGGGCUCGCUGCUGGCCUCCCACCUUAUGCACCAGCGUACACCUCCUGGUUACAUUGCUGGAGCCAGCUGCAUCGGGAGGGCAACAUGAGCCGAGGCAACAGCCUGUUUUUCCGGAAGGUGCCUGCAGGAAAACGAUACGUGUGGGAAGAGAAGAGAUUUCAAUGAGUCCACAGCCUUUUGUGGCUGCUCCAGAUACACAGAAUGAUGGCAGUGUGUUGAUUUCUAUACAGUUUUUUUAAAAAUAAUCAUUUAACCUUGGGAAAUGGACUUGACUGUGAGCAUGACUUAAUGACAAAAGUAAAAGGGGAAAUCCUGUUCCCACCUCUGAAACAUUGGGGUAAUUGCCAAAAAGCUGCCACACUUGGCGGGCGGGGGGUGGGGUGGGGAUUGGAGGCUUGUGAAUAGGGAUAUUUUUUUAACUUUCUCCAGAGAAAAACAUCUGUGUCGGGAACACUCUCGCCCCCUCAUGUUCUUGCUAUACUACCAGGUAUUACUGCGACUUGGGGGCAAAGCUAUAGAAACAAGCUGCUGGUGGAACGAGGUGGGUUCUGUUUGGCUUGUGCCUUUUAUUUGCAGCUUCUAGAUCAGUUUGGGGAAUGUGGACCAAUUCUUUUUUCCUUACCCAGGGACACAGUCCUUUCUCAGUCUUCAUUCUUUCAAACUUAUUGUUAAACUUCGCUUUAGUUAAGCCCAGAAGAUGAGUCUUCUUGUCUAUACAAGAAGGUUCAGCGUUACCAAGAAGCAGCCAGAGCCUGUGUUCGGCCACUGAGCAGAUUCAGAAAACAUCUUUCACUUUUUCUGCAAAAUGAUUGAGGGAGCUUUACUCUUGAUGCCCAUUGAAAGGAGAUGCCGUUUUCAAUAGAUCACAGUAUGAAAAUUAAGAAAUUUUCUUCCAGAGACAACACAAAUGUUUAAAAAAGGAAGAUCUGUUGUUAUGGAGAGAAAGCUGCCUCACUUGUUUUUCUCCCAUUCUGCCCACAAAUAAUCCUAUAGAGGGAUAGCUUUACUCUAAAUUGAAUUCUGUGCAAUAUUUCAGUCAAAAGCCUUUCAUCUGGCAUUCAUGUGGACGCUCUAAAUAAAUAAGCAUCUUUUGAUGGUGACUAUUCUGCCACAGGAUGGAAAGGUACGAAGUAGGAUACUUUGGGUACAUGAGAUUCCAGAAGAGGUGAGGUUACCCUUAUAGUUGUGCCUGGAAAAUAAUGCUGUUCAAAAAUGUGAUCAUGAAACUUACUGGCAGUGCAGAAUGUUAUGGGAUUAAUUCAAUAUGUCCUUAAAAUUCUAUUAGAAUUUUAUAAUGUCAAUAAAGCUAUAAGUGUUUCUGGAGGACAUAACUGAUAUACAUUUGUAAUAUGGUCCUACCAGCUACCCAAUGAGAUAGACCAUAAAUUUGGUCCCAUGUCUUCAUCUUGUAUUAUCUGUGUUACUAUCUGGUAGAACAAGAGCUUUUUCUGUCCCUUUUUAUGAUUUUUAAAAAAGAGAAGAUUAUCCAUAUUUGACCAUGCCACAGUCCCCAAAGGAGUUCUAAAUAGGUUGGGCAUUUAGAUUGUGAGCUAUCAGAUUCUAAAGUUUGUUGCCUCCAUAUAGUUUGAAUGUAAAAUCAUAAUUAUGACCAGCAAUUCAGCAAGGGUUACAUUUCCAAACGCCUGCUCUUUACAGUCCCUCUAAAUGGGAUUUAAGGUGGUUUUAUUUUAUUUUGGGAUUAGAACAGGUUAGCUGUUUUUGGCAUAUGGACAAAUUAACUCAUGGUGUGUUACAUUGAUGAAAUGAGGAAUGCAGAAACAGUAAAUAUUUAAAUACUUGUGAAUUCUGCUAAUGACUGCUGGCAUGCUAGGAUGUACUUGGGCAAGAUGCUUAGAAUUUGAAGGGGUUUAAGAGCUUCAAGAAUUAAGCUAGAGGCUUAAAGCCCUACUCAGGAAUAUAUCUUUCUGGUAAACUCUUGACAACUGAAUGUGCUCUCCAGACCUUGUGGUAUAUGAUAGUCCUUGACUCCUAUAAGAGUCUGGAGCUUUAUGGCUUUGUUUAAAUAGCCCAAACCCAUGUAUGAUGCUUAAAACUAGUGACUUUAUUCUUCUCACUGAUAAAAUGAGAAAUGGUUCUUCAGUUAUUCUUAAA
This is a messenger RNA of Crotalus tigris (Tiger rattlesnake), 4041 nucleotides long. RefSeq names its product mitochondrial carrier 2 (gene MTCH2). Gene Ontology annotation, biological process: positive regulation of apoptotic process. Gene Ontology annotation, cellular component: membrane; mitochondrion. The record is from RefSeq and is a predicted model, not a curated record. The transcript has 13 exons. Bases 793 to 2094 code for a protein of 433 amino acids. Lineage: Eukaryota; Metazoa; Chordata; Lepidosauria; Squamata; Viperidae.